AUUCCUGGGUCCAUUCGUAGCCAUCUAUUGCUUAGUCUUGAUUUUUGAAUCUUGAUCUGUUGCAGUGCACAACAAUAGUUAUUCAAAUAUGCCACCUGUACAAUCAAACUACAAGUCCUACUUAUUGGUCACUAAUAAGAAAAUACCAAGGACAACAGAAUACAGACACAGGAAGGGAAAAGGCAGAAGACAUAAACAGUACAAGCAGUACCUUUGCAGCACUGGUGUUGAAGUCCCUGACAGAAUUUUAGGAUGUCAUGACAGAGAACCUCCAGUUCACCAUGAUGCACCACUGCAGCCAACAGCAGGAAAAAGAAAGAGAGCUGACAGUAAGAAUGGAUCAGCUGCUGAGGACGAUGUGGUUGAUAUAGGAGAGCAUCAGACCAUGCAAGAACCAGAGGCUGAGAGACCCAACCCAAAUCCGUCACAGGAUGGAAAUUGUGGAGAUGACCUUUUGUACCCUGGAGCACCAAUUACCAAAGGUCAAAGUUUGCUCCUUCUAAUGGCUUACGUCCUGAGGCAUAACCUGACCGGGAUUGCUCUGGACCAUCUUUUAAGAAUUUUUCAUGAACUUUUCCCUGCACUGAUACCAGCAACCUCAUAUCUCUUCCAUAAAUCCUAUGGCCAAUAUGGCGAGUAUGUGCCCCAUUUCUACUGCCAUCAGUGUUCAAAUUAUAUUGGAACAAAAGAAUGUGGUUUGACACAGUGUGUUCUGUUGAUGGGAUCCCUGUUUUUAAAAGCUCUAGAUGCCAAAUAUGGCCUAUUCAGUGCCAAAUCAUAG
Molecule: messenger RNA, 781 nt
Organism: Carassius carassius (crucian carp)
Lineage: Eukaryota; Metazoa; Chordata; Actinopteri; Cypriniformes; Cyprinidae
Exons: 6
Coding region: 89-781 (230 amino acids)
Source: RefSeq, a predicted model, not a curated record